Molecule: messenger RNA, 5142 nt
Organism: Xyrauchen texanus (razorback sucker)
Lineage: Eukaryota; Metazoa; Chordata; Actinopteri; Cypriniformes; Catostomidae
Product: protein phosphatase 1 regulatory subunit 12A-like
Exons: 28
Coding region: 95-3361 (1088 amino acids)
Biological process (GO): signal transduction
Cellular component (GO): Z disc; cytoplasm; A band
Molecular function (GO): phosphatase regulator activity; enzyme inhibitor activity; protein kinase binding
Source: RefSeq, a predicted model, not a curated record
CUCCCACGCCCCAGCAGCGCGCUCACUGUGUGAUAGUGGCAGUAUAAAGUAUAUCUUCCAUCGGAGAGCGAUAAGAAGCGCCAGGCUCGAGGGGAUGAAGAUGGCGGACGCCAAGCAGAAGAGGAACGAGCAGCUGAAGAGGUGGAUAGGGUCGGAGACGGACCUCGAGCCGACCGUGCUGAAGAAGAAUAAGACGAAGGUGAAGUUCGACGAUGGCGCCGUGUUUCUGGCCGCCUGCUCGAGCGGCGACACGGAGGAGGUGCUGCGAAUGCUCGACCGUGGCGCGGACAUCAACUACGCUAACGUGGACGGUCUCACCGCCCUGCACCAGGCCUGCAUAGAUGAUAAUGUGGACAUGGUGACCUUCCUGGUGGAGCACGGUGCUUGCAUCAACCAGCCCGACAAUGAGGGCUGGAUCCCCCUUCACGCCGCUGCCUCCUGCGGAUACAUUGACAUCGCUGAGUAUCUUAUCAGUCAAGGUGCAAAUGUCAGUGUAGUAAACAGUGAGGGAGAAACACCAUUGGAUAUCGCCGAGGAGGGGGCCAUGGAGGAGCUUCUGCAAAACGAGAUCAACCGGCAAGGCAUUGAUAUCGAGGCGGCCAGGAAAGAGGAGGAGCGGAUCAUGCUGCGGGAUGCACGACAGUGGCUUAACAGCGGCCAGAUCAAUGACGUUCGGCACACUAAGUCUGGGGGGACCGCACUGCACGUCGCUGCAGCCAAGGGAUACACUGAGGUUUUAAAGCUUUUAAUUCAAGCAGGGUAUGAUGUAAAUAUUAAAGACUUUGAUGGCUGGAGUCCGCUCCAUGCUGCUUCACACUGGGGAAAAGAAGAGGCUUGCCGGAUACUGGUAGAGAAUCUGUGUGAUAUGGACGUCCUCAAUAAAGUGGGUCAGACGGCGUUUGAUGUAGCUGAUGAAGAUAUAUUGGGUUAUUUAGAAGAGCUGCAAAAGAAACAGAAUCUGCUUCAGAGUGAAAAGAAGGAUGUUAAGAAUUCGCCUUUGAUUGAAACCACCACCACUGGGGACAAUAAUCAAUCUGUGAAAUCACUGAAGAGUAGUAAAGAAACGCUUCUGGAGCCAGAGAAGACUGCCCCUCCAAUCGAGGCUCUGGAGCCAGAAAAGGUGGAUGAAGAAGAGGGUGAGGGAAAGAAAGAUGAGUCCAGCUGCUCUAGUGAGGAAGAGGAGGAGGAAGACUCAGAGUCUGAAAACGAAGCAGAUAAGACAAAGUCUUCUGUACCGACGAGCAAUUCCAACAGUGCACCCACACCUGCUAGUGUCACCGUCAUGUCUCCAACUACCCCAACCAACCAGGUGACCACCCCCACCUCACCUACCAAAAAGUCUGAUAACUUUUCUGACCUUGUGCCUGGGGGGGAGCCAGGCUUUCCUGCGUUGUGGCGUCAAGGCUUGCGCAAAACUGGCAUUUCACUUGUGCCCAAAAAAGUGAUGGUAAGCAUACCUGCAGAUAAGAUGUCUCCUAAAGAGGAGGAUAGGAAGGAUGAAUCUCCUGCCUCAUGGCGACUGGGCCUUCGGAAAACUGGGAGUUAUGGAGCACUGGCAGAAAUCAGCACAACUAAAGAGUCGCAGAAAGUGAAGGAUACCGCCGGCGUGAUGCGCUCGGCAUCUUCUCCUCGCCUUUCAUCCUCACUGGACAACAAGGACAAAGAAAAGAAGGAGGAGAAGACGCGUUUGGUUGCACCCAUCCCGAGGAGACACGUUAGCACAUCAGACAUCGACGACAAAGAAAACGGGGAUUCAGCUGCUAGUCUGCUACGUUGCAGCUCCUACACCAGGAGGCGCUAUGAAGAUGAUCUGAAGAACAGCGAUGGAACGGGCUUGCUAAACCGAACCUCCAGCUAUCAGCGCAGUACGUCUCACACGCUAGCAUUAGGCCGCACGUCUAGCUCUCGCGACCUGCCUGCCAAAUCGCCUUCUGCCUCCAGUCUGGAACCUAACAACUCUAAAGCCUGGCAGCAGCCUUCUUCCUACUACCAGGCUUACAGCAUUCACCACAGUAGCUCCUAUGGAAGGAGGCAUGACGAUGCUUUAAGUUCCACCUCCUCCACGACGACGACAACCUCCACCUCCUCUGUAACCUCACCCACAGGACACCGCAGCCUGUUGUCCAGAUAUUGGGCAGAGGAGAGUGCGGACAAGGAGAAAGAGAAGGAGUCUGCCACAAUCCUCCCCACAAUCAACACUGCAGCCACCACCACUACCACCUCCACUACUGGAACUGUACUGGGCUCUGAUGGACGAGAAAGACGCAGAUCAUACCUCACCCCUGUGCGUGACGAAGAGUCCGAGUCUCAGAGGAAAGCUAGAUCCAAACAGGCGCGGCAGUCCAGGAGGUCCACACAGGGUGUGACCCUGACUGAUCUCCAAGAGGCAAAGAAGACCAUCAGUCACCCUCGCCCCACGCGGCCUCGAGAAGACGAGAAGGAAGAAAAGGAGAAACAGGAUAAAGAGAAACAGGAGGAGAAGAAAGAGACUGAGACCAAGGAGGAUGACUACAGGUCACGAUACCGCAGCUUUGAGGAGAAGUAUCGUAGCACUUCCUCCUUAACAUCCACCACCACGGCUUCCUCCACCCUGCCCUCCUCCUCGACCAGCAGCACCUCUUCUCUCUACAGCACCUCCUCUGUGAACAGGCCCAACAGCCUAACUGGCCUUACCUCCACCUACAGCCUCUCCACACGUGACAUUGAAAGAGGGUCUGAUAAAAUAGAAAAGGAUGAGGACAAGGACGGAGAGGACAAGUCUCAACCUCGCUCCAUACGAGACCGCAGACGACCACGAGAGAAAAGACGUUCCACUGGAGUAUCCUUCUGGACCCAGGAUAGUGACGAGAAUGAUCCGGAUCAGCCGUCAGAUUCAGAAGAUGGCAGCACUAAAGGAGAGUCACAGAGCGACAGACUAUCCAGGAAUGACCCUGUCUCUACUAGCACUUACGACCGCUAUGAGAGCCGUCGGCCGUACUUGCGUCUCGACAGAGAUGACACCACUGACUAUAAAAAGCUUUAUGAGCAGAUCUUAGCUGAGAACGAAAAGUUGAAAGCUCAGUUACGUGAUACAGAACUGGAGCUGUCUGACCUGAAGCUGCAGUUGGAGAAGGCCACACAGAGGCAGGAGCGCUUUGCUGACCGAUCACAGCUGGAAAUGGAGAAAAGGGUAAAAGAAAGAAGAGCUCUGGAAAGGAAGAUCUCUGAGAUGGAGGAGGAACUGAAGAAUCUUCCUCAGGUAAAGCAGAUACAAUCUCUGCGUCAGUAUAACGAGCGUUUGCAGGCAGAGAACAGGGCGCUGGCCCGCGUGCUCUCCAAACUCUCGCAGGGCUGCAGCCACCUGCCUGCCGCAGACCUGUAGACCCGCCCCCACCUCCCCUUGCAUCCCUCCUCAUGCUCCAUUCAUCUCCACCUACGGCCAUAUAAGACGCUACCAGACUUGAAAGCAGACAACCAGAGACUAAAGGACGAAAACGGUGCGCUGAUCCGAGUUAUUAGCAAGCUUUCCAAAUAGAAAAGAAGCUCUCCAGUUGCACAUCUAGAUAUUAAUACGAGACAACAGCAACAAGAAGGCUCCGUCGCAACUUCUGUUUCUCAGUCCCUCGCUUUUCCACGCUUCUCUGCUCCAUCGAACGCCUGACGGCCCACACAGAACCACUGCGUUUACAGAACUAAGGAAAAGCGCUAGACGAGUGAAUGGCAUUGAACCUUUGCUGGCGGUGAAUGCCUGAAAAAACUAUUUAACCAAUAAGCCUUAGUUGUACAUACGUCACUUGCAUCAAUUUCUCUUGGCUGUCACGGAACACCUGAUUUUAUUUGUGCCACACUUUUUUUUUGUUGUUGCUCUGCUCUUUAAUCUCUCUUCCUGUAUAGAUGUGGUAUACAAUGUGCAGCUCUCGCCCUCUAUUUCCUACUUCCUGACCGACCUCCCCAUUGCGCUCGAAGUCCGGCUCCCGAGUCGGAGGCACUGUCUCUCAGCAGAAGACUUCCCAGCAUUCAAUGUUGGCGCACAAAUCCCAUUUACUCUCCUCUCGUGCACGCGCACACACACUAUACACUUUCGUCUCGCUCGGCGUCUCAGUCCGAGCGAGUCAAUGGACUUCUGGCUCUACAGAACAGGUGGACCUUGUGGAAUCUAAGCUUUCACUUGUAUGUGCAAUAUACGCAUUUAUUUCUUCUAAAAAUGCUUUAAGAAUGAGUCCAUCACUAGUAAAUGUUCACUUCCUGACCACUUCCAUGGCUCACCCCGAUUUCCUUCCUUUCCCUUCUCCUUUUCUCCCGUUUCUUUAAGUUUGUUGUGUAGUCGUUGGUUUAUAUCUUGUAUUCCUCACGUUGUUUUAGCAGGUACUGAGUGAAGUUGUAUAUACCUGUAUGUAUUGUUUGAGACGGCACAUGGCAUGCGUUUAUGGUUACCUGUCUGUUACUAUUGAAAUAUACCAACUCCAGAGGACAACAAAGUGUGUUUUAACAAUUUUCUUCUUUUAUAGUCUAAAUAGUCAUUGAAUAACAAUAGAGCCCCGCCCUCUUGGAAGGGACGGUGCCGCAGGUGUUCAGUGCAUUCUUUUCAGUUUUAAAAGUGUUCACGGUAAUUGUGCGAUGAUGAUAAUAAUAUAAUUGUUUCACUACAUUUCACUCAUUUUAUUCAGUAUCUUUGGAAGAGUGCUGUUCAUCCCCCCCUCCCCCCACUUUUUUGUCCCCCUCUUUUUUUUUUCUUUUUUUUAAGCUGUAGUAUUAGCCAAGGUGUUGUCACUAAAAGAAAAGCCUAGAUAUUGCUAACCCAGUCCUUUUUACAAUGUCUACAUGCACUGUCAAUGCCAUGUCAGGAGUCGUGCUGUCCGGUUUAGCGAACUUUUUUGCCACCACGUAAGAUGAAGUCCAAGCACCUGAAACAUGUUUUAUGCAUUUCAGUGGCCUUUUUAAUUAAAAUACUGUAGUCGGGGGAAAAAAAAAAAAAGAUGUCGCUGUAGUUGGACUGUCAGCAGUCUCCUCUUUGGUUUAGGUUUUAAAUUGAUUUGUUUUGUUUUCCUUUUUAAACUUCCCAUCAUCUUGUACAAUAGAUGUGUGGCUUCAUCCGUGCAAGCUGUGCUGUGACUACCAAACCACUGAGAGUUCAUUAAAAUAAACUUGUACAUUGUAAAAAUC